AUGUCUUUUACAACAACUGUCACCGCGGCACCUCCGCCCGGUCAACCAGAUAUUGCUUACGCUCCAAACUACCAGAACUACCAAGCCAGAACAGCCAAGCGACUCAAAGAGGGGAACCUCCCGACUUCGAUCCCAGAAGGCUUUCCAAAGCAAUUGACAGGAGAUCUUGUCUGGGAAGGCGAUUCAGUUGGCCAAAGUUAUGAAUGGACUUACAGAUUGUCUAAGGAACAGCUCGACGAGAUUGAUCAAGCUUUACAGCAUUUCAGAGGCCUUGGUCUUUCGCUAGGGCAUCUCUCGGCAGAGACAUUCCCUCUACCAAAUCUACACUCAGAAUUAAGGAAACUUUCCGAUGAGCUACACAAAGGCCACGGGUUCUUCGCCAUCCGCGGCGUAAACGUAGAUAGCUAUACCCGCGAAGAAAACGCCAUAAUUUACGUCGGCAUCUCAUCCCACAUCGCAUCACAGCGCGGUCGUCAGGACAGCAAAUUCGAGGGCAAACCCGCCGACGUUGUCCUCACGCACGUCAAGGAUCUCAGUGCCGGUCAAGACAAGAGCGCGAUUGGAAGUCCGGCUUAUACAACUGACAGACAGGUCUUUCAUACUGACUCUGGUGAUAUCGUGUCGCUGUUCUGUCUGGAGACGGCGCUGGAGGGCGGUGCGAGUAGGAUUGCGAGUACGUGGAGGGUUUAUAAUGAGUUGGCGAGGACGAGGCCUGAUUUGAUUCAUACCCUGUCGCAGAAUUGGGAUGUUGAGAAGUAA
Molecule: messenger RNA, 759 nt
Organism: Fusarium musae
Lineage: Eukaryota; Fungi; Ascomycota; Sordariomycetes; Hypocreales; Nectriaceae
Exons: 2
Coding region: 1-759 (252 amino acids)
Molecular function (GO): oxidoreductase activity
Source: RefSeq, a predicted model, not a curated record